Messenger RNA from Pleurotus ostreatus (oyster mushroom), 3933 nucleotides. It is a transcript of the gene SEC31, whose product is annotated as protein transport protein S31. Gene Ontology annotation, molecular function: protein binding; structural molecule activity. Gene Ontology annotation, biological process: endoplasmic reticulum to Golgi vesicle-mediated transport; endoplasmic reticulum organization; intracellular protein transport. Gene Ontology annotation, cellular component: endoplasmic reticulum exit site; COPII vesicle coat. The transcript is spliced from 6 exons. The record is from RefSeq and is a predicted model, not a curated record. The coding region runs from base 1 to 3933 and encodes 1310 amino acids. Lineage: Eukaryota; Fungi; Basidiomycota; Agaricomycetes; Agaricales; Pleurotaceae.
AUGAAGCUCAAGGAAAUUCGUCGAACCUCCACUUUCGCAUGGUCGCCAACGACAUCACUUCCAUUGCUGGCAACUGGAACCGUAGCGGGCGCACUCGACGAAUCAUUCAGCAACGAAAGCCAACUUGAGAUCUGGGCGCCAGACUUCCUCGACAAAGAUGAAUUCGUUCUCGGUUCUGAGGGCGGACAUGGUCCAAAGGGUGUUGUAACGGAUAACUCAAGAUUCAACCGACUGGCUUGGGGUUAUGGGGAUUCCGGAAAACCGAAGGGCGUCCUGGCUGCUGGCAUGGAAAAUGGAGAGCUUGUCCUUUGGGAUCCCGCCAAGGUACUAGCUGGCGCAAGCGCCGCCGAAUCCCUCAUCUUUCGCAACGACACUCACACGGGCCCAAUUCGUGGACUAGACUUCAAUCCCAUACAACCGAGUCUGCUCUCGUCCGGAGGCGUCAAUGGAGAAGUUUACGUCUGGGACCUGAAGGAUCCCGGGCAUCCGUAUUCCCCGAUACCUGGCACCCGUAGUACGAAACUCGAUGAGAUCACCGCAGUUGCUUGGAAUGCCCAGGUGCAACACGUCCUUGCUGGAGCCAGCACCACGGGCUACACCGUCGUCUGGGACUUGCGCGGUAAAAGGGAGGUGGUUGCUCUUGCUUAUGGCGGAGGAACAGGCACUCUCGCUGGUCAACAUGUCGGUUCUAUGAACGGCUUGGCCGUCGGAGGGCGCCGGGGCAUGAGUGAUAUUGCAUGGCACCCAGAUAAUGCUACGAGACUCGUGACCGCGUCAGAGGACGAUUCAUCACCAAUUAUUAUGGUUUGGGAUCUCCGUAAUGCACGUGCCCCCGAAAAAAUUCUCACUGGACACGAGAAAGGUGUUCUGUCCCUUUCGUGGUGUAAGCAGGACGCAGACUUGCUGCUCUCUUGUGGUAAGGACAACCGCGCUCUUUGCUGGAAUCCACAAACAUCAGAGAUCGUUGGAGAGUUACCUUCGGCGUCCAACUGGGCCUUCCAAGUUGAAUGGUGUCCACGGAAUCCAGACCUCUUGGCUACCGCUUUCUUCGACGGGACCGUUGGUAUCCACUCUAUUCAAUCGACCAACGACAACACACCGGCGCAACCAUCGGCGGCGGCGAUAUCUAAUGAAGGCGCCGGAUUAUUCGAUGGCCCCAAUUACCCAUCUACGUCUUUCCAAAGUAGCGGGACCUUCUCCCUCAAGCAACCUCCGAAGUGGCUCCGUCGACCAGUAUCAGGUUCAUUUGGCUUUGGAGGGAAGUUAGUGACCGUCUCCAACCUCCCAUCGGCACAGGGCAAAACUCAGAGCAGUGUCGUGCAUCUUCGUAACGUAGUGACAGAGCCUGCCUUAGUUGAUCGGGCUACCAGACUUCAGCAUGCAGUCGCAGAAGACAAAAUGAGCGAACUCGCAGAGGAACUCAGUGCUUCGCUGAAGGACGGCGCGGCUGAAGGGUGGAAGGCUCUUUUGAGUCUCUUCAAAGCGAACUCCCGCGAGGAGUUGGUCACUCUUCUGGGCUUCUCGAAGACCGAAAUCGCGGUGAAGGUUGCAGAGGCCAUCGACAGUCUCAAGGCUGCCGCCGCGAACGAGACGUCGACGGUGACGACCGGAGAGCCGGAGCGAUCUGACUCCCCUUCGGCUGGUAGCGACGAAGGUGAUGCUACUGAAGUCACGGAAGGUGAAGGAGAGAAGACCCCAUCCGAAGUUAGCGUGAGCGUGACUUCAGAUGUUUCCGGCACAACCUAUCCAGCAGAUACUGAGUCGACAACUACCGUGCCCAGUCUCUUUGGCGACGAUGACCCCGGCACUCCUCAGAUGGACGCGGGCGCCGAUUUCUUUAGCACGCUUGGUAUUUCGCAACAAGACGGUGGCUCAGGUCAAGUUCUGAUACCACAUACGAGUUAUGGACUUGACUCUUCUGUCGCGGCGACUAUUGGUUCUGGGCCAUCGUCAGUUACGUCGGAGACGAUGAAGAACAACACCUUCAAGAUCUACCCGAAGGAAGAGUCGGAAACGGACAGAUUGGUGACAAGGGCUCUCAUACUCGGCGACUUCGAAUCUGCGGUUUCCCUGUGCCUGUCUUCCGAACGCUUCGCCGACGCUAUCUUGCUAGCCGUCAAAGGGGGUCCUGAACUCCUGCAGCGUACCCAGAAGGCAUACUUCGAACGCCGAACUAAGAUGCUUCCCUACCUUCGCCUCUUCCAAUCGAUCGUUGGCAACGACCUUUCCGAUAUUGUCCAAAAUGCCGACCUACAAGAAUGGCAGGAGAUCUUUGUGGUCCUUUGUACAUUCGCAAGCCAGGAGGAGUUCGCCGGGCUAGCUGAGCAGCUCGGACGGCGCCUUGAAUUCCAAUUCAGCGUGUCUACUUCCUCCAAUGACAUUGCUACUGCGAGCGAGGCUCAAGAAUACAGGAAGCAUGCUACAUUAGCUUACCUUGCGGCUGGACGCUUGGAGCGACUCGUGAAUAUAUGGAUAGAUGAACUUUCUGAAGAGGAGAAGGUUUUGGUCAGCGAAGAGGCUAGUCACGGCGGAUCAAGAUAUACGGCACACGUUCAGGCUGUGCAGUCCUUCAUCGAGAAGGUCACGGUUUUCCGUUCAGCUAUCAAGUAUGUUGACGAUGAUCUUACACCGCAAGCCGCGGGUGACGGCGAUUCCGGCACGAAGGUGUACAAACUAUCUGGCCUAUACGAACGCUACGUGGAGUAUGCAGAAGUGCUUGCUGCGCAAGGAAUGGUCAAAGAGGCAGCUGUCUUCCUCAAGCUCACUCCGAGCAAGUACCACUCCUCGGUUGCCGGUGUAGCCAUAGACCAUCUCGACUCGGCUGCGCCGCGUUCUGCAACCGCCGUGCCCACAGCCACGUCUCAGCAGUCAUUGGGACGUACGACACAUGCCUAUCCCCCGUAUAGCACGGUGCCGUCUCAGCAACCAGCCCCCGUUCAACCGAUUAGCCAACAACCAUCGCCGUAUAACCCAUAUGCUCCAGCUCACAACCAAAGUGUUCCGCCCUCUACAGGUCCUGCUCCCCCCGUUGUGUCUCAGUACGCCCCAUCGAACAACACGUACAACACGUACAACACAUAUGCGCCCCCUCGACCGGCUGAAGCGUCAACCACUGUCCAGUCGGUGUCGCAACAACAACCAUCUCCCUAUAACCCGUACACCCCGGCUUCAACCACAGCUCCUAAUCCCGUCGCCCAAGGACACCAGCCCGGGCAAGGCCAUACUCAAUCACAAUUCGCACCGACGCCGGCGCCAUACAAUACGUAUGCACCCACCAACACGCUAAGCACGCCGCCCCAUCUCCGUAAUCAGACGCAACCGACGCCCAUCGCCUCGAUGGGUCCACCUCCCAGUCGGUUGAAUGGCGCUCUUCCACCCCCUCCCCCAAAACGGGACAAUGGCGGCUGGAACGAUGCGCCUAUCGCACCCCCCGUACGAACGUCGAGCGCAGCGAAUAAUGCCAAACCUGCCCCUAUUACAUCGCCAUUCCCUAAUUCCAUCCCAUCGUCGCCAGGUUACUCGCCCAUGAUACCCGGUCAAAAUCUUCCCCCUCCUCCACGCCCUAUGAGUGUUCAGGCCCGAGGUCAGACACCACCACAAGCAUUGAGAGGCCCUCCAACUGGCGUAUAUCCUCCCCCUCCUCCGAUGGGUCGACCACCGCCUCCACAGGGUCCUCCUGGACCUCCCCAAAUGCCCCCACCCGGGCCUCCCCAUAGUCAUAGCCAAUUGCCGCCGCCGCCGCAAAGGAUGAUCUCCCCGCCUCAAGGUCAUGGUAACUUCCAGCGUCAGCCUACUCCCAAUCAGUACGGACCGCCACCACCCCGCGCUACCAUUCCUGGGCAAUCCCCACCUCAGGGACCACCUCAAGGACCACCUCAAGGACAGUUUAGUAGACCACCCCCGAUGAACAACAACAUGCAGCGGCAGAGAUGA